This is a messenger RNA of Elephantulus edwardii (Cape elephant shrew), 2001 nucleotides long. RefSeq names its product CREB regulated transcription coactivator 1 (gene CRTC1). The record is from RefSeq and is a predicted model, not a curated record. The coding region runs from base 1 to 2001 and encodes 666 amino acids. Gene Ontology annotation, biological process: positive regulation of transcription by RNA polymerase II. NCBI's taxonomy places the organism in Eukaryota, Metazoa, Chordata, Mammalia, Macroscelidea, Macroscelididae. The transcript is spliced from 15 exons. Gene Ontology annotation, cellular component: cytoplasm; nucleus. Gene Ontology annotation, molecular function: cAMP response element binding protein binding.
AUGAAGUUUGAGUAUAAAGAGGAGCAUCUGUCCGAGAAGUACUGCUGUGAGGGUGAGACGAUCCAAGAGAAGCACCCUGACUGGGUCCCAGUGAUAGUAGAGAAGGCUCCCAAAGCUCAGGAGAAUCUGGACAAAGAAGAAACACCUGCAACUUGCUCGGCUGCUGGGCACACAGCCACCACAGCUGGCCAGUCCCCUGUCACCCAUGUGCCCAACUCGAGAGCAGUGUGGAUCCUGGUGCUCCAGCUCCAGAAGUCACAGUACCUGCAGCUGGGCCCAAGCCGUGGCCAGUACUAUGGCGGCUCCCUGCCCAACGUCAACCAAAUCGGCAGUGGCAGCAUGGACCUGCCCUUCCAGACCCCCUUCCAGUCCUCAGGCCUGGACACCAGCCGGACCACCCGGCACCACGGGCUGGUAGACAGAGUGUGCCGGGAGCGCGGCCGGCUCGGCUCCCCACACCGCCGGCCCCUAUCAGUGGACAAGCAUGGGCGGCAGGUGGACAGCUGCCCCUACGGCACUGUGUACCUCUCGCCGCCAGCAGACAGCAGCUGGAGAAGGACCAAUUCCGAUUCUGCCCUGCACCAGAGCACAAUGGCACCUACCCCACCGGACUCUUUCACGGGUGGGUCCCAGGACACGCACCAGAAAAGAGUUUUACUAUUAACGGUCCCGGGAAUGGAAGAGGCCUCCUCAGAGGCAGACAAAAACCUUUCAAAGCAAACGUGGGACACUAAGAAGACGGGGUCUAGGCCCAAAUCCUGCGAGGUUCCAGGAAUCAACAUCUACCCAUCCGCUGACCAGGAAACCACCACCACUUUGAUCCCUGCCACCCACAACACGGGAGGCUCACUGCCUGACCUGACCAACAUCCACUUCCCUUCGCCACUGCCCACUCCACUGGACCCUGAGGAGCCCCCUUUCCCUGCCCUGAGCAGCUCCAGCAGCACCGGCAACCUUGCGGCCAACCUGACACACCUGGGCCUCGGUGGCACCCCCCAGGGAAUGACCACACCGGGCUCCUCACCACAGCACCACCAGCCGGGUGUCAGUUCUCUGUCCCUGAGCACGGAUACCAGACGGCAGCAGGCCCAGCAGGUGCCACCUACCUUGUCCCCACUGUCACCCAUCACUCAGGCGAUGACCAUGGACGCCUUGUCCCUGGAGCAGCAGCUGCCCUACGCCUUCUUCACGCAGGCGGGUGCCCCGCCACCACCGCAGCCCCAGCCGCCACCUCCCCCACCGCCCACCUCUCAGCAGCAGCCACCCCCAACACCCCCAGGUGGCCCCCUGAUGCCCAGUGCCAGCCUGCCACGUGGCCCACAGCUGCCCCCACUCCCGGUCACCUUGCCGUCCUCGCUGCCCCCGUCCCCUGCUGAGAGCCCUGGCCAGCCGCCCCUGGGGAUUGAUGUUGCCUCGGCACCGUCCCUGCAGCAGUACCGCACAAGCGCCGGCUCCCCAGCCAACCAGUCUCCCACCUCUCCCGUCUCCAACCAAGGCUUCUCCCCUGGGAGUUCUCCACAGCACUCCUCCACACUGGGCAGUGUCUUUGGGGACUCAUAUUAUGAACAGCAGAUGGCAGCCAGGCAGGCCAAUGCGCUGUCCCACCAGUUGGAGCAGUUCAACAUGGUGGAAGGUGCCAUCAGCUCAAGCAGCCUGUACAGCCCCGGCUCUACGCUCAGCUACUCGCAGGCUGCCAUGAUGGGGCUCACGGGCAGCCACGGCAGCCUGCAGGACGCCGCACCCCUGGGGUACCCGAGCCAUGGCGGCAUCCCCAACAUUAUCCUCACAGUAACCGGAGAGUCCCCUCCCAGCCUCUCUAAAGAACUGACCAGCUCACUGGCCGGGGUUGGUGACGUCAGCUUCGACGCCGACGCUCAGUUCCCCCUAGAUGAGCUCAAGAUCGACCCCCUGACUCUGGACGGGCUGCACAUGCUCAAUGACCCUGACAUGGUCCUGGCUGACCCAGCUACUGAAGACACCUUCCGGAUGGACCGCCUCUGA